AGUGCUCAAUCCUGGGUCAAUGCAGUGCUGUGUUCAAUCCUUUGCUGUGAUGAAAUUGAUAUCUACGAAAACAACUUCAAGUUUGGAGUUAAAUAGUGUGCUUCGUUCAGACUAGUGUUAGCCAACAUUCUUUUAUUUUUAACUUUCUUAUCGUUUCUGUUCUCAUUUUUGUUUUGGUUAAAAAAUCGAAUUUCAAAAUAUGACAUUUUAUUUGAAAGAAGAAAGAAAUAUCUUGCCAGACCUACCGACAUUGGGAUUUAUCUUGGACGAAAGCCCCUACUGUAUACAAAAUUUGAACUUUUGGGAAGAACGAACAGAAGAGAUUGGAAGUGUCAUUAAUCAUGUUGCUAAUUGUGCCAAUAUUUACCGUACAACUGCAUUGGCCUUCAGUACUGCUAGUGAAAAUUUGACAUUGGGUAUGCAAAGGGUUGCCAAAGUUUUUUCAAAAGAUGACAAUUUAAAAACUCCUCUUAUAAAGUUCACUGACAUGUUACAAAGAGUGGAUUGUUAUCAUGGAAUGUUCCUCAAUCAAACAGAAAUGCUUCUGUGCAAUCAGCUUGAAACUUUGUCAAAGGAAUUCGAGAAAGUCAAGGAAAUGAAACAGCAAGUUGCAAAAGCUAGACAUGAUCUCACAAUAUCUUGGGAAAAGUUUUCAAACUGUCAAAAUAUCAACACACUCCCAGAGUCUUCAGUUUUGGACAAGCUUGCAUUUAACUUGUUCACUUCAAGACAUCAUUAUCACAUGUUGCUGUCAACUUAUAUCAACUCCUUGAGAGAAAUGAAUUCUGUCAAAAAGAUUUCUUUUGUGAAAACUAUGGUUGAACAUAUUUUGGCAAAGUAUUUCUUUAUAAACUUUUCUUAUCAGAUAUUCAAAGAAUCUGAGGAGUAUACAAAUGUCUUUUUUGACAACUUACUGAAUAGAGUUGUUCACAGUGAGAUUCAAUGCGAAAAUGAUGCAAGGCUAAAGAAACUCGUUCAGUUGAAAAUUGACAGAGCUUUGGAGAAAGAUAAAGGUGCUUUUCAUGAACCGGUCACUUUCCUAGGGUCAACAACUUUAGCGCAAUCUGUGACCACAGUAAACACUCAAGCAGGAAAAUUUUUCAACAGAAUUAACGGCUUACUUGGAAAUUCAGGUCUCCGUGAACCAUCUAUAAAAAGAGGUCAGAAUGUUACGCUGGAGGCGUCGCCUACAAGAGUAAACGGGGCUCAAGAGGAUCAAUUGGAAGACGUGCGAAAUGGAGAAAAAAAGGAACCAGAAGAUAUUAAAUCAAACACGUCAAACGAAAACAUUGAACAAAACCAAACUUCUACUGCCAAAACAGAAAAGGAAGAGAUUUCUACGUGGAGCGAAUUUAAAUCGGCUGAAACAGAAAAAUCUGUGAAUAAUGAAUGUAAAAGCAACAAACUUGCAAACAAUGAAUUACUCUUACAAAAUACACCAUCAAACACAGCAGAAAUCGACAACGAGCUGAAUGAAAAAUCUUUCACUGACAAUGUGGAAAAAGACCUUUCUGACAUUGUCCCAGUUUCAAAAUGGCCAAAUUAUCACCGUGGUUAUCUGAGAUUGCGACAAAGAUCAUUUCCUAAAAACAAAUGGCCUUUACUAUAUUUUAUCGUCGACGAAGCCUCAGGAAAGUUAUUGGUUCAAGGCAAAGAUGAAAAGGAGCCUAAUGAAUUUGCUAAUCUCUUACUAAGCAACGUAAAGACAUGUGACGAGCUAGAAAUUGAUCGAAAUUUUUGUUUCCAACUUACAUCACCUAAAAGCGAACAAAUCCUACAAGCCUUGACAGAAAACGACAUGCAUCAAUGGAUUGCUGCUAUCCAGGCAGCAACGACGGAAGCUUUUAAGAAAUCUAAGGAAAAACUUCAGUCGCUGCAACCAACUUAUGCUUAUGGUUAUGUUAAACCGGAGGAUGAUAAGCAGUAUGCCACAAACGCUUCUGAGCGAAUUAGAAAAGUCCAAGGAAAUAAAACAUGUGUUGAUUGUACACAUCCUCGUCCUGAUUGGGCAAGUAUAAACAUUGGUAUUGUCAUGUGUAUUGAAUGUUCGGGAGUUCAUCGUAGCUUGGGAGUUCAUAUUUCUAAAGUACGUUCGUUGACCUUAGAUAAAUGGGAAGAAAAAGUUGUCAAGUUCAUGGAGUCACGCGGUAAUACCUUGGUAAAUGAAAUUUAUGAAUAUAAUAUGGAUGGUUACAGGAAACCUUCUCGGGAUUCUAACAAGGAUGAGCGAAUUCAGUUUAUUCGUUUAAAGUAUGCAGAGAAAAAGUUUGUGAGGUCAGAGAAUGACAAUAGUGACACAAAAGUCGAACUUGACAAGAGUGAAGAGCUUUUGGAAAGUGAAAAUUGUUUAGAGGAGGGAAAUCUGUUAGAAGAUGGAAAUCUAGAGGAAUGUUCCAUUGUCAGUAGUGGAGACAGUGAAAACCAAUCAUUUUCGAAAUCACAGUUGCAAAUGAAUGAAGACAAUUAAACCAUAAAUUAACUUUAUAUAUAAGGUAAAAUAUAAUCCUGUAACGCAAUUAAUCAUUAUUUAAUUCAAAGAUACCGGAGCUUUUCAUCUUUACUUAAGAAUUGAUGUCAAAACAAAUUACGCCAACAUUCUUUAUUAAAAAACGGCGAAUUCAUUAGAAAAAUUAUGCCUUAUAAAUAAUUUAGCACAACAAUUGUUUUGGUAUAAAAAAAUUUAAUUCAGGAAUUCAGAAUUAAUAUUCAGGAAUUAAA
Molecule: messenger RNA, 2718 nt
Organism: Xenia sp. Carnegie-2017
Lineage: Eukaryota; Metazoa; Cnidaria; Anthozoa; Malacalcyonacea; Xeniidae
Product: ADP-ribosylation factor GTPase-activating protein AGD2-like
Exons: 21
Coding region: 200-2467 (755 amino acids)
Cellular component (GO): cytoplasm
Molecular function (GO): protein binding; GTPase activator activity
Source: RefSeq, a predicted model, not a curated record